Molecule: messenger RNA, 2676 nt
Organism: Symbiodinium sp. CCMP2456
Lineage: Eukaryota; Dinophyceae; Suessiales; Symbiodiniaceae
Source: the annotation of a GenBank genome assembly
AUGCCGGACAUGGUGGGGAAGAAAGUGGGUGGCAGGGUUGUGAUGGUUUCCUCACUCGAUGAGGGCCACCCCGGCGAGAACAUCAUCGAUGGCCGGGAAGAGACCUACUGGAUCUCCACGGGCCUCUAUCCUCAGGAGAUCCUCCUCAGCAUGAGCGAGCGCUCGAUGGUGUCGACCGUGAAGAUCGUGACGAGCAACGUUCGGUCACUCCGAAUAGAAAGCUGCGCAGAGGACGACCCUGUGAACUUCAAGACCUUGGCCGAAGACGAGUUGGAAGAGUUGUCAGGCCGUCUGCAAGUCAAGGAAAUCCCUUGUCAGGGCGUCGAGCCUGCCGCCUACAUCAAGGCUAUCACGACUUUUGUACAGUUCACCGCGUCAUGGUCGAGUGAGGCUUGGGAGGCUGGACAGGACGUGCACACGCGCAUCAAGCCUCCUGCCAUGUCCGACCCACAGAUUCCGGAAGCAUCGAGCUCUCCGGAAGCGAAGGAUGCAGAUGCUUCCGACGCGGUUGAUGCGAUGGAGAGCAGUGACGGGAGUGAGUCUGACGAUGACUCCGCCUCACCUAGGGCAAGGUCCGGCUAUGUGGUGGACAACGAAUCUGGCGUGGCGCUGCUCCUUGAAACCCGAUGUAGAAACGGUGCUAGCAGCACCCUGGUCAGUGCCUGGCGAUGUGGGAAGCUGGUUUGGGAGCAUCAGAUUCGAGGAAGCGUAGAGCAUACGACGGUGGCUGAGGGCUUCGUCGCCUUUGCGACGCACACAGCCCUACACUUGCUCAGCACAGUGGGCGGAUAUGCGCUGUUCCCGCCUAUGGACCGUUAUGACACGAGAGUGCUCGACAGCCGCGUCUUGCAGCUGGACAUCCGAACUGGAGGCUUCCUGCUGGUGCUGGGCUGCGACAGCCGGCUGCGCGUCCUGGACCUGCGGUCGGAACGCCGGGCCCUGGUUUUGGGGCAGGGCGAGGGACCGCCACGGCCGCCUUUGGCGCCUUCCGGGAAGCUACUCUUUCUGCAGACGGAGCUCCGGCAGCUCUGCGAGCCGAUGGCAACCUGGGCAGCACAUUCUGAGCGGAAGCAGCAAGCAUGCACGGACUCUCAUGUGCUUCUGGACCUGAGCUUUGACACUGAGGAUCUGAAGUCCGAGUCCCUUCAGCUCAGCCCAGCGGGAGAUCUGAGCCUUCGUUUGCCGGACGGCCGAGUCCUCUGCUUCGACAGGACCCGCUCCAAGAGGGCCUGCACGGCAACGCUCUUCGAAGAGGCGCACGCGGCGCCGGCGAUCGGUGGCCUGGUUUUGGCCCAGGCCUUGCACGAGUUCACGCUGCCACCGGAAGUCGUCUUGUUUGAGCCCUCGGCCAACGACAUCCACCGUGGCGGCACCCCCGCGCCGGAGGGAAAGCCGGGUAAUCGCCUGAUAUUCCUGAAUGUGCCGUUGUUGGACUUCGAGCAGAAGGCGCUUCAAAGCCUCCACGAUGCAUUGAAAGACGAGAAGGCUUUGGCUCCAUUGGGCGACGGAGUGAUCCCGUCCUACGUGCGUUUGCAUGCUCUCCGGAUCCUGCAGCAGUCGAAACUGCGAGUAGACAAGGCGCUUAGCACGAUCGCAACGCACUUGGAGAUGCGAGUGCAGAAGAUGCCAGUGCACGAGGAGUCGGUGCUCAACGAUUUGAAGAGCGGGAUGAUGUACUGGCAUGGGAGAGAUCGAUCUUGUCGCCCAAUCCUUAUUUGGCGCAUGGAGAAGAUCUCGAAAUUUGAUGCAGAUCGGGCCACAAGGAUGAUUCUUUUUAUUCUCGAGUUCGCGGUGCGAUAUCUGAUGGUCCCGGGGCGAGUCGAGAACUGGGUGCUUAUUGUAGAUUUGGCGGGCUGCGGCCUGUCAAUGGCGGCGGCAUCUUCUUUCCGCACCAUCUGCAGGAACGUCACCCGCUUGUUGGAAGAGGUGUACUGUGGCCGCAACUUCACGACAAAGAUCUUCCACAUGCCUUCAAUUGUCCGGGCGAUUGUGAACUCGCUGAUACCUGAAGACAAGAAAUCGAAGGUGGAGUUUGUGGCGGAUGCCGACAUCGCGAAGAGCAUGAGGCAGCUCUGCGAGGCCAACCAGCUUGAAGAGCAGUACGGAGGCACCGCUCCCAACGUAAGGGAAGGAGGAGCCUUUCCCUUCCGUUUCUUCCCCCACUGCCGUGGGCCGCAGAGCGGAGGCUCUCCUCCGCUGCCUUCCCUGCACGACGUUGUCGACCGAUCGUUUCACGAAGGCUUCUCCUUGGAUCUUUUUGAGAAGGCGCAGACGAUCUGGCGACCCUUCAUUGAUCAUCAGCCGCUGACCAAGACCGGAGCCGAAACGGUUUCGAAGCUGCUGGCGCGGACCAUUUCUCCGACGGAAACUCUGGAGCAGUGGCUGGCUCUGCAGAGCACAGAAGCUGCAAACAAGUAUGCCGCGCAGCAUGUAUCCGAAAGACCCACCGAGGCUCCGGACGUCGAGCCGGAGCCCGUCUCUCCUACGCUCUCGAACGCCGACACCCGAACCGUCGAUGUCGCGAAGAGCAACGAGCUGGAGGUCGAGAAGGAGAAGGAGCUGGAGCCACUGGACUUCGACUUCUCCAGGUCUCUCGUGGUCCAAAAGGAGGAGGCGAAGAUCUUUCCGGUGAUCGAAGGGGAAGAGAAGGCCGCCUGCUGCGUCUGCUCGCUCUGA